This is a messenger RNA of Paraglomus brasilianum, 264 nucleotides long. The record is from the annotation of a GenBank genome assembly. Lineage: Eukaryota; Fungi; Glomeromycota; Glomeromycetes; Paraglomerales; Paraglomeraceae.
AUGGAGGUGGCGGAUGAUACAAGUUUAGAAACGAUGCGAAAAAAACGAUUAUUUGAGUGGGUGUUGACGCCGCAUCAACAUAUCCAAGGGUCACGAAUUAUGCCGACUAUCACCACAAAUUGGCCGCUCGACCCGAUCAGCGUUCUAACCAUCCACAUACAUAAAUCACUCAUUCUCGCGUCGAAUCCAUCAUCUGCACUGGGUAGCGUCAUCUCUAUACGAAAUCAAAUAGUGAAAGCGUAUGCUCGGGAGGAUAUAAGAUGA